UCUCUUGAUUGGUUUAGAUCCCAGAAAGGGCGUGUCUGCUGCCAACGUCAAUCACUGGAAUCGGCUCCAAUGACGCCAGUCUGAUAACUGUUGCUGUUGUCGCGGUGCGUUGAGACACACAUCGGCGCGUUUGUUUGGGGAUGUGCGUGAUUUAACCGCGUCCAGAUCACCGGAACGCGUGCAGGUGUGUGUGACGGACAUCAUCAUGCUCAAAGGCUCUCGGUGAUCCGCUCCUUCCCAUGAUUCCUCAUCAGGCCGCCCCAUGCCAGCCCGUAACCAUGACAACCACUCGCCCCCGUGAGCCCCUCCGUCGCCCGGCGGCCGUUUGACUGGAUGAGGAACCCGGCCUCCAGUGAUGUGAUGCACAGGUUUGAGGUUCUUGGGAUUGUGGGGGAAGGAGCGUACGGGGUCGUCCUGAAGUGCAGACACAAGGAGACUAAUGAAGUCGUGGCCAUUAAGAAGUUUAAGGACAGUGAAGAAAAUGAGGAGGUGAAGGAGACGACCAUGCGUGAGCUGAAGAUGCUCCGCACGCUGAAGCAGGAGAACAUCGUGGAGCUGAAGGAGGCGUUUCGGCAGCGAGGGAAGCUGUACCUGGUGUUUGAGUACGUGGAGAAGAACAUGCUGGAGCUGCUGGAGGACAUGCCAAACGGAGCUCUGCCGGAGAAGGUCCGGAUCUACAUCUACCAGCUGAUCAAAGCCAUCCACUGGUGCCAUAAGAACAACAUCGUCCACAGAGAUAUCAAGCCGGAGAAUCUGCUCAUCAGCUCCGACGACGUGCUCAAACUGUGUGACUUCGGUUUUGCGCGGGAUCUCUCUGAAAGCACCGAUGCGAACUACACUGAGUAUGUGGCGACUAGAUGGUACCGAUCCCCGGAGCUGCUGCUGGGGGCUCCGUACGGAAAGGCGGUGGACAUGUGGUCGGUGGGGUGUAUUCUGGGCGAGCUGAGCGACGGUCAGCCUUUGUUUCCGGGCGAGAGUGAGAUUGACCAGCUCUUCACCAUCCAGAAGGUCCUGGGGCCCCUGCCGCCCGAACAGAUGAAGCUCUUCUACAACAACCCACGCUUCCACGGGCUACGGUUUCCCUCGGUCAACCAUCCGCAGACUCUGGAACGACGAUAUCUGGGAAUCAUCAGUCCAGUCCUGCUUGACCUCAUGAAGAACCUGUUGUUGUUAAACCCGAAUGAGCGCUAUCUGACUGAACAGAGUCUGAACCACCACGCCUUCCAGACUCAGCGCCUGACGGAGCGACCCGGCCCGCUCACACCCACACCCGUCCGCUCCUCCAAGAGGAAACCGCUCCUGGACAACGGCGCCCCCAGCAGGGGUCAUGUGGUCAAGAGUUCAAGUCACCAUCGCUCAAACAGCCGUGACUGCUCCAGUCUGCCCCGUCAUGGGCACGAUGAGCUCCACCCAUCCAGCACCGAGGCAUUCCUGAAUGGGUCGGUACCGUCUGCCAACAGCCUGAGUCCGGUGAUGCACCCCAAAUCCUUUCAGCCGCUCAACCGCUCGGCGUCAUGCGGUAAAGACCUGGCCAGCCUACAGCACGCCAAAGAGGCCAAAUCCAAAGUGGGCGAUUUUGACUUUGGCAAACCGGCGGACGGGCCGGUGCCCAAAUACCUGAAAUCCAACACGCCUCGCACCCAGAACCGCCAUUCCUUUGUGGAGGGCAAGACCAGCACGUUGACGGGGGAACGGGAGAAACAGAGCCGCCAUGGUUACGGUGAGUCCACCGCGUCGUCGGGCGGAAAGGGGUCGUCUUCGUACCUGAGUUUGUCCAAGAGUCACGGAGUGCUUAGCGAUGCCAAAUCCGUGAGCAACCUCAGCGACAUGCGACUGCAUCCAGAUGACCCUGCUGGCUCUCCGCGCUACUUCCCCAGCAGCUGCUUGGACCUCAACAUGAACCUGAACUUGCCGGCGCCGGGCAGCCCAUCCCUGCAACACGGGGAGCGUUCUGGACACAGUCCCGCAGUGGGGCGUCGCAGCAAAAUGGAACGGGACGGAAGCACGGCUGAGCCGUCCACCCGCCGCUCCUCAUCAAGGCAAAAGAGUGACGGAAACUCUGUCGAUCCGCUCGAUCCCAUUGGGGGACUGACUCUUUCGGCGCCCCAUGAGUUCCCCUAUGGCGUGGGCUACACUAGCCCGUUUUCCUCCCAGCAGAGGCCGCAUAGGCACUCCAUGUACGUGCGGAGGGAACGGGGGCGACCCCACGGGGGUGAGGCGGGCGGAUUGGCAGUGGGGCAAGGGAUUCCCACGAGAGCCAGCAGUCUACAGCUCCUGACCCCUCAGCUACAGCAUCGGACCCUGCCGAGACACAUGGGCAGCGCCGUGUCGCGGGACGCAGGAUUAGACGACAUCAGGAGCGACCCCGCGGCCGCAGAGGUCAGUCACACGCGACCUUUAAUCCGGGAGUCCACACGGGACAACACCACUGCCUUUCACGCACCGCGGCAAAAGAGCGAGGGAGGCGUUUAUCACGAGCAGCUCACCGAUGACAGCGGAUCGGCCAAAGAGAACCGCAUGAUGUACAGCGACUCAGUGCCGCGACGGGUCGGGAGCUUCUACAGGGUGCCGUCUCCCAGACCCGAUAACUCCUUCCACGAGAGUUCAGGAGUCACGAUGGACAGCAGCCACAACAUACACCAACCCACAUACGACCCGUGGACGGGGUCUGAGACGCGGGACCUGAGUCCUCCAGAACCCACCAAAGAGAAGGAGAAACAAGGCUUCUUCAGAUCCAUCAAGAAGAAGAAGAAGAAGUCUCAAACCACCGACGCUGAUGACGAGCGACGGCCAGUCGUGAGGAAAGCUCUGUUUCCUCUCUUUCACUCUCAGAGGAGCUUCGCGCGCAGCUCCUCUGAGAGAGAGCGUCCCCUAGUGGCCACAGCAAUGGUGCCGAGCGAGGGGCCGGAUCAGGUGCUGAUGCAGAAAGCGUCCCGCUCGUACACACACCAGGGCAGCAGACAUCGCACCCGCAGCCGAGACCGAGAGCGCAGCCGCGACCGAGAGCGAGAGCGAGACCAGGAUCCGGAGCGGGACGCAGACUGGCCCGCGGAGAGAGCGCCCGACACACACUCACAGCCUCUUAAGUCUUUACGGAAGCUGCUUCAUCUCACCUCCUCGUCCUCGUCCUCCAACCAAACCUCGGCAGAUCUCCACUACCCCCUGCCAUCCUCCAAAGGAGGCGGGAGUUUCGUGGAGCCGCGUGGCCUCGGCUCCAUGCAGCCCAAGGGCCGUCCGGCUGCAUACGGGGCCCCGGGGCCCCUGGAGUCCGGCUGGCACUCCAGCGCUCUGGGCCGUCCCGAGGGAAACCCGUAUCCCGACCAGCUGACCUCCAAAACGGGCCCCAACGGCUUCGCUCGCCACUUUCGUUCACGUUUGCCAAACCUGAAUGACCUUAAAGAGACGGCGCUGUGAGUCCAACUCACCCCUGAUGGACCUUCUUUUCUUGCGUAUUAAGGGUAGGCCUAUAUGUCUUUAUUUUUGGGUUUUUUCUUUUUUAGUUUUUAAUAUUUGAUAGCACUUCUUAUAUUAUUUAUGUACUGUAAUUACUGUAUUUUUUGUUAUCUGAUAAUACAGUCUAAAAGCAGAUGAUAUAGCUCUAUGUAAAUGGGAAUAUAUAAAUGUAUAGCACUGUACGUGCGGCUUUAGUUUCUACUCUGGUUGUAGUAUAUAAAUAUUAUCUGAUUCUGCAUAGUUACUCUUAUAUUUGGCUAAAGGUUCAUGUAUAGAUGACAGUAUUGACAUUUAUUUUAUAGUUAUAGAAUAAGACUACAGUAUAUAUAGAUAUUACGGCUUUGUCUUUGAGUAUUUUCUGUUUACAAUUCAGUGAAUAUCGGUAGAUAUUAAGAGUAACAGUAAUUAACGGUAAGAAUGCGCGAUUAUAUGUGCGUGUGCUUCCCAGAUAGCACACGUAUGUUACUUUAAAUGUCAUAUUUAUGUAUAAAUUUAAUUCUUAAAUGUUGUGAAUAUCAUACUAACACACAACAGGGACGACAAACACUAGCAAAUAAUUCAGAUUUUGAGAGCAGACUUUUCUGCUCAACGAAGCUGUAAUUGUUUAAUUAAAAAUACAGUAAAAACAGCAAAAUUGUGAAAUAUUUUUACAAUUUAAAACAGCUGUUUCCUAUGUGAAUAUCUGUUAAACUUUAAUUUAUUUCUGUGAUCAAAGCUGUAUUUUCAGCAUCAUUACUCCAGUCUUCAGUGUCACAUGAUCUUCAGAAAUCAUUCUAACAUGCUGAUUUGCUGCUCAAAGAACAUUUCUGAUUAUUAUCAAUGUUGAAAACAUUUAUAAUGUUACAAAUGUCAUCAAAGAAUCCUAAAAAAAUAUUGAGUACCAAUAAUCAAUAAUAGAGCAGCAAAUCAGCAUAUUAGAAUGAUUUCUGAAGAUCAUGUGACACUGAAGACUGCAGUAAUGAUGCUGAAAAUUCAGCUGCGCAUCACAGAAAUAAAUUACAUUUUACACUAUAUUCAUAUAGAAGAGUUAUUUUCAAUUCUAAUAAUAUUUCACUUUUUUUCAGUUUUUACUGUAAUUUUAAUCAAAUAAAUGCAGACUUGGCGACAAUAAAAUUCAUAAUUAUUCCAAACUUUGACCCAUAGUGUACUGCAGAUGACGAAGCGUCUAAAAAACGUCCCGACAACAUACGUGUGCUAUCUGGGUUUCGUGUGGGUCUUUUGUUAGUCUUUACAAAUCACAGCCACUGAAAUUUCUUAAGCCUUUAAAAUAACAAUUGAAGCAAAAACGUCAACCAAAUCUGACCAAAUCAAAUGAAAUGGUGUGGCUCCACCUGCCGGCCAUUAAGAUCCACUGCAAAAAAAAAAAAAGUCAGAGUAUAUGAUGCCUUUUUUUUAUUUUUAAAGUAAGAUUACUUUUUACUAUAUCUUAUCAGUCUUUGAUUCCCUCAGGUAUAGAGUUCUUUGAACACUGCAAAUACAGUUUUACAUGCAAUAUCUGGAUAUCAGAUGUCGAAGCUCUUUAGAUUGUUUCAUGUUUCUGUUUAGGGAAAUAGAGCCAGUGUGUGUGUAUACACGAGGAGGAGAAAUAAUAAUAAUAAUAAUAAUAAUAAUAAUAAUAAUUUAUUAAUUUUAUGCAAUAUGUAAUUUCACAUUCGCCAGAUAAUCUUCUAAAUAAAGCUCAAGGUUCCUGGAGGCGUAUUGUUUCGUCUCAGCUGGUUUUUACACGAAUGAUUCAUAUGUCAGUCGGGUACAAGAGAUGUCAAAUGCCAGGAUUUCCUGGAAAACCGAGCUCGAUUACACAUCAGCGAUAUGCAUCUCAUUUUAUUUUCAGAGAUUUAUGUAUAGGAAUUAUCCUCGAAUCAUCUAGAUUAUUGAGAAUAUUGAUCAUAAACUAGUCAAUUAGCCGCUAAUCCAUCACCGCGGCCCUUGUGUCUGAAGUUUAUUCAUCAGUCUCUUCUACUGCCACACGUUUCAUAUCGCAGGAUUGUCAUGACGGAUGGUGUUUCACUCUAUAAUCAUGUGUUUUUCAGCUACAGUGAGGAGUUGAGAUGCUAAUGAGCUCAUUUAAAUAAACAUAAGACUGUCUGUUUUUUAAAAGAAUCCAUGAAUAAAACCAAAUCAAACCAAAUCAAACGUGAACUGUCCUUGAGCAGUGCACUUGAAUGUUUUUUUGUCUUAUAAAUAUUUUACGUGUAAAAUACCGUACUACACUAGGAGAGCAAAUGCUAGCAUUGCAUAGAAUGGUUUAGGUUUUGCUAGCAUUGAACAAUUGCAAAGCUAAUUUUAAUCAUCUCCUACACCCUUGAUGUUAGCACAUGCUAAAGCUUGUUGUUAUGGUUUGAAAUGACUUAUUUCAGUAUCAAUAGCAGUUACUAGGUCGGCACAUCCCGUCAACCCAUCAAAAACAACGUGGUUAUUUAUUUAUUUUUGAAAACCAUAUAAGAACAUUCUGGGAACUGAAAAUUAACCUUCCCAAACAAACAAGCAAGCAAAAAACAAAACAACAACAACAAAAACACCUAACCUUCCCUGAAUGUAUAGGCCUACAGAACAUUCUCUAAUGCUCUUUUUUAGGUUUUAUUUUUAAAAACUAUGAACUAACCUCCCCAGAACGUUGUGAUAACCUAAAGAGAACAUUUUGGGAACCAAAAAUUGUUAGCUGGGUGGUUAGUAAUUUUAAGACAGGAUUUUCCAUUUUGUUUUAUACCUGAUUAGCUCGACACUGCGUCUCUUUAUGUGUUAAUUGCUAAUGUCUAAUUGCUAAUGGAAUUUUUCAAAAAGACACCUACAGUAACAUCAGUGUGCGAGUCCUCUUCUGGUUAUAUUUACAGCCAUUUAUUAGAUAAUAACAGUUUAUUUUGGUUGUUGUGCUGAGUCAGAAACAGCUAGCUAGCUAGUUUACAGCCUUUAUCUGUGGUAUUGAUUUUUGACCGUUUUAAAUGCAGUUACUAAGAAGCUCGAUGGUUGUUCACAUGUUUUCUGACUCAAUUAUUGAAUCAAUAUGGAAUUUAUUCAAUUAUUACCGCUCUACUCUAUUUAUAAACUCCUACUCCGAUUAUAUCGCGAUUUGUUUGGCAUCUCAACCGAUUUGAAUCGUCACACAUUUGAAUCGAUUUUCAACCGGCUCGCGGUUAAUCGUUACAUCUUUUAUUAUUAUCAUUAAUUAUUAUUUCAGAAAGCAAAAUGGACUGUUGCUCUUUUUUGCAAACUUUGCAAAGAUCAGCAAGUCAUUGAUAAUAAACCAGCCCUCAUGUUUUGGACCAAAAAUGGUUAUUUGUUUUAUUUUGUACACACAGAAGCUACAGUUAUGUGGUAUUAUUACCCUCUGGUCUGAGUAUUUUACUUUAGUACCUA
Molecule: messenger RNA, 6807 nt
Organism: Onychostoma macrolepis
Lineage: Eukaryota; Metazoa; Chordata; Actinopteri; Cypriniformes; Cyprinidae
Product: cyclin-dependent kinase-like 5
Exons: 19
Coding region: 334-3414 (1026 amino acids)
Biological process (GO): regulation of dendrite development; protein phosphorylation; positive regulation of axon extension
Cellular component (GO): nucleus; dendrite cytoplasm
Molecular function (GO): ATP binding; protein kinase activity
Source: RefSeq, a predicted model, not a curated record